ACCUUAUUACGCAUUUGUGGCAAAACUGGCAAAUAUAUACAAUUGUGACUGUGCACAGAAUUCUAAUAGAUAGUGCAAGGUAAUGGUAUAAAGAUAUUUGUUGUGUAUUUAUGGGAGUUUUUCGGUUUAUUCAGGUAUACUCUGUGAUAAACGGAACAUAAGAGUGAUUUAGAAUAUUUAGAUGUGACCAUAAAAAUGCUCGGUAUAAUUGUAGCUGGGCGACUCGUCCAAACCGAUUUUCAACAAGUUGGUGAGAAUCAGUUCUUGAUUACUGUAUCCGACGCUGACAAUAUAAACCAUAUAGUGGUGUUUCUAACUGGUACUAUUCCUUUCCCAGAUGGCAUGGGAGGUGCAGUAUACUUUAGCUGGCCAGAUCCAAAUGCACCACCCAAUUGGCAAUUCCUUGGAUAUAUUUCUAAUUUAAAACCAUCAGCUAUCUUCAAGAUAUCAAAUUUGAAGAAGAAUCAUGAAUUUGAGAAUAGCAAUUUGGGAAUUUUUGGAGUUGGUAAGAUCUCACACUUUGCACAGAUCGGUGUAUCAGUUGAACCACUGGCAGUGAUUGAGCCGCAGAUAGCUACCAUUGCUGCAACUACAACCAACUCUUUCAUGGAAUUUGUGCAAAAGAUGCUGACAAGUUUUGUGAAUUAUGUGACUAGUUUCUCAGUGACACAGGCGCAAAUGACGCCAAAUCCUACUGAGAACUUUGUGCCUCUGUCUACAUUGCAGGGCUGGUACGAGACCUUUGAAAGGCGGUUACAGCAGAAUCCAAAUUUCUGGAAGUCAUGAUUAUAAUUGUAAUAAUAUAAUAUGAAGUUUUAAAUUUUUUAUUGAUAUAUAAAUAUAUAUAAAUAUUUCACAGCAAUGCCUAAGCACUAUUUCAAUGCUAUCAUAAAAUAUACUGAAUUGUCAA
Wasmannia auropunctata (little fire ant) is the source of this 910-nucleotide messenger RNA. RefSeq names its product protein OPI10 homolog. Gene Ontology annotation, biological process: protein import into nucleus. The transcript has 3 exons. Bases 196 to 786 code for a protein of 196 amino acids. Gene Ontology annotation, molecular function: Hsp70 protein binding; nuclear import signal receptor activity. The record is from RefSeq and is a predicted model, not a curated record. Gene Ontology annotation, cellular component: cytosol; nucleus. Lineage: Eukaryota; Metazoa; Arthropoda; Insecta; Hymenoptera; Formicidae.